Molecule: messenger RNA, 1845 nt
Organism: Mesorhabditis spiculigera
Lineage: Eukaryota; Metazoa; Nematoda; Chromadorea; Rhabditida; Rhabditidae
Source: the annotation of a GenBank genome assembly
AUGGGCGGAGCUGUGGCCGUUGGAGAACAGCCAAUUUGCGGAUUGAUCUCACCUGCAGCGAUGGCGCGGAGAACUCUGGCUGAAACCUUGACAAACCUUGCCUUCGCCCCAAUUACUGAUAUACGAGACGUAAAAAUGUCUGGCAACUGGAUGUGGGCUGCGAAGUGUGAUGGAGAAGCUGCAAAACUGGUGGAAGCCUGUGAUGCGCUGUGCGAGGGCCUUAAGGAGUGUGGUAUCGCGAUUGAUGGUGGGAAAGAUUCGCUAAGCAUGGCGGCCAAGGCAGGAGGAGAGCUUGUAAAAGCUCCAGGGACCCUUGUGCUAUCCGCCUACGCUCCUUGCACCGACAUUACAAAAGUGGUCAGCCCGGAUUUAAAGGGAUCAGCAAAUCCUGAUGGACACAGCGUACUUUUGUAUAUUCGAAUGGACUCAGGAAAAGGACAUCGGUUGGGAGGUUCUGCAUUGGCUCAAUGUUUAAAGCAGGUCGGAGGUGAAAGCCCGGAUAUCUCUUCAUUCACGGCUUUGGUCGAAGGCUUCAAAAUUAUACAAGAGUUGCUACUCGACGGGCUUGUCCUUGCCGGCCAUGAUGUAUCAGAUGGAGGUCUUAUCACAGCUAUGUUAGAAAUGGCUUUCGCCGGAAACAUUGGUCUGGAAGCUAAUGUCUCCGCAGAUUCUGGAGUCAAUCCUAUCGAUUUCUUCUUUGCUGAAGAAGCUGGAAUCCUUUUGGAGGUCGAAGAGCAUGAUGCCGAUUCCAUAUGCAAACGAUUCAAGCUUGCGUCAAAAGAAUUGAGCCCAAUAAUAGUCGGCAAAGUGCAUCAACGAUAUGGAUCCGACGCUACAGUACAAAUCUGUUUCAACGCUGAAACUGUUGUUGAGCAGGCACUGGCUGAUCUUCGUGAAAUUUGGGAAGAAACUAGCGAUCAACUAAAUCAAUUACAAUCGAAUCCAGAAUGCAUUGAGGAAGAAAAACAGGGCCGGCGUGACGUUAGGCAAUGGAGUUACAAAGCUGACUUUGACUACAGUGUACCGAAAAGUGUACUGGACGACCAGGGAAAUCAACCAAAAAUCGCUAUAAUCAGAGAAGAAGGUAGUAAUGGUGAUCGAGAAAUGGCUGCAGCUUUUAUUUUGGCCGGAUUUGCGACAUACGAUGUUACUAUGACCGAUAUGAUCAACGGCUUUCAGCUAUCUGAUUUUAAAGGAGUAGCUUUUGUUGGCGGCUUCUCGUAUGCAGAUGUGCUCGGCUCGGCUAAAGGAUGGGCAGCUGGUAUUCGUUACCACAACUCGGUGUUGGCGGAAUUUGAAAAGUUCCGUCAACGUACGGAUACUUUUUCGUUUGGUGUGUGUAAUGGAUGUCAACUGAUGGCACUACUUGGAUGGGUUGGGGAAUAUGAAAGCCAAGCUUCCGUUUUCCUUGACGAAAACCAUGUUGGGCGCUUCCACAGCCACUGGACCCCGGUUAAAAUCCCGAAAAGCAGAUCCAUAAUGCUGAGAGGAAUGGAGGGAUCCAUGCUUGGAAUUUGGUCAGUACAUGGAGAGGGCCGCUUUACAUAUCGUAAUGAAGAGGUGCUACACGGGCUCAAGAAAAACGAGCUUGUCGCGUUGCAAUAUAUGGAUCCGAGCGGAGAAGCGACCGUGAAAUAUCCCUGGAACCCGAAUGGGUCUCUUGAUGGGGUAGCGGCCAUUUGUUCGGAAGAUGGAAGACAUUUGGCAAUGAUGCCGCAUUCUGAUCGCGCCUUUAUGUCGUGGCAAUGGCCAGACAAGCUCAAAACUAACGUGAAGGAUGACAGCUUUUCUACUGCUCCUUGGAUGAAAAUGUUCCUGAACGCCUAUUCAUGGUGCCAAUCAAAA